AUGGCGUUGUCUAGUAGAUGGAAACUUCUGAAUAAAGAGUUAGGGAAAUGGAGAAAUGCCUUGACAAAAGCAAAGGCGAACAUUCAAAGUGGUCAAAAUUUGACCGAUGAGAUGAUACAAGCACAAAUGUGGUUUGGUGCCAUGGGGCAAGGCAAAAAAAGUUUCGUGCAUUUCCAUUGUUGGGAAAUUGUGAAUAAUUAA
Molecule: messenger RNA, 201 nt
Organism: Prunus armeniaca (apricot)
Lineage: Eukaryota; Viridiplantae; Streptophyta; Magnoliopsida; Rosales; Rosaceae
Source: the annotation of a GenBank genome assembly